This is a messenger RNA of Neoarius graeffei (lesser salmon catfish), 1002 nucleotides long. RefSeq names its product C-type lectin domain family 4 member M-like. NCBI's taxonomy places the organism in Eukaryota, Metazoa, Chordata, Actinopteri, Siluriformes, Ariidae. The transcript is spliced from 5 exons. Bases 1 to 1002 code for a protein of 333 amino acids. The record is from RefSeq and is a predicted model, not a curated record.
AUGGGGUUUGUGAGGAUGUUGUUUACAGGUAUCAACCCUGCAGGGAUGAAAUGCUACAGACUUACUGCAGUGUGUGUGGUGUUGCUGUGUGUUCUACUGCUGAUUGCCGUCACAGUGAUGUGGAUCAAAUUCAACAACCUUAAUACAGAAAAAGACCAGUUACAAACCAGUUACAACAACCUGACUAAAGAGAAAGACCAGUUACAAACCAGUUACAACAACCUGACUAAAGAGAAAGACCAGUUACAAACAAGGUGCACCACCCUGAUUAAAGAGAAAGACCAGUUACAGACCAGGUACAACACCCUGACUAAAGAGAAAGACCAGUUACAGACCAGGCACAACACCCUGACUAAAGAGAAAGACCAGUUACAGACCAGUUACAACACCCUGACUAAAGAAAAAGACCAGUUACAGACCAGGUACAACACCCUGACUAAAGAGAAAGACCAGUUACAGACCAGUUACAACACCCUGACUAAAGAAAAAGACCAGUUACAGACCAGGUACAACACCCUGACUAAAGAGAAAGACCAGUUACAGACCAGUUACAACACCCUGACUAAAGAGAAAGACCAGUUACAGAAACAAAAAGACGAAUUUCAAAAACAGAUUAUUAAUUUGGGAUGGACUUAUUUCAGUUCCAGUUUUUACUACAUCUCGCAAAUAAAGAAGAGCUGGACUGAGAGCAGACAGGACUGCAGAGAGCGAGGAGCAGACCUGGUGAUUAUAAAGAGCAGAGAGGAACAGGAGUUUAUCCUGAACUUUCUGGGCAGCAGCAGAAGGGCUUGGAUUGGUCUGAGUGACAGAGAUACAGAGGGAGAGUGGAAAUGGGUGGAUGGUACACCACUGACCACUGUGUACUGGCUUGAUGGAGAACCGAAUAAUGCAGGUGAUGAGGACUGCGCUGAGAAUUUGUAUAGUUCAGAUAAGAAAGGGUGGAACGACUUGCCAUGCUCUCAAAAUCAAUUAUGGAUCUGUGAGAAAAGGGUUUUUUCAUAA